Molecule: messenger RNA, 1625 nt
Organism: Pseudomassariella vexata
Lineage: Eukaryota; Fungi; Ascomycota; Sordariomycetes; Amphisphaeriales; Pseudomassariaceae
Product: 6-phosphogluconate dehydrogenase
Exons: 4
Coding region: 220-1434 (404 amino acids)
Biological process (GO): L-valine biosynthetic process
Cellular component (GO): mitochondrion
Molecular function (GO): ketol-acid reductoisomerase activity
Source: RefSeq, a predicted model, not a curated record
UUGAUUGAUUCGUUUCACCGCCAGGCCGAGCCCGGAGGAAGCUACGUCAAAUCUGUCAUGGGGGAGUCGAGGUCUUGGACCCUGCCGAACACCAGCCCGAGGGGGAAAAAAAAUAAAAGUUUUCUGGGACCUGCGAAGCUGUACAUAUGACUACACAGUUUCUAAACUUCCACCUUUGUCUAUCCCCAGAUCUCCACUCCAAUUCCUCACCUCACAAAUAUGGCUUCUAAGAGCUUCUCCAAGGCGCUUCGCUCGCCAUUGGCCCGCCAAUUGGCCGCGCCUGCUCUUCAGAGACGCACUUUUGUCGCUGCAGCGAGCGCCGUGAGAGCUUCCGCCGUCAAGGCCCGCCCUGCCCUGGCUGGUGUUGCGCAGCAGCAGGUUCGUGGCGUCAAGACUAUUGACUUCGCUGGAACGAAGGAGGAGGUCUACGAGCGUGCCGACUGGCCCAAGGAGAAGCUGUUGGAAUACUUCAAGGACGACACCCUCGCCCUCAUCGGCUACGGUUCGCAAGGUCACGGCCAGGGUCUCAACCUCCGUGACAACGGCUUGAACGUCAUCGUCGGUGUCCGAAAGAACGGUCAAUCGUGGAAGGAUGCAGUCCAGGAUGGCUGGGUCCCGGGCAAGAACCUCUUCGAGAUGGACGAGGCCAUCUCUAAGGGUACCAUCAUCAUGAACCUGCUCAGCGAUGCCGCCCAGAGCGAGACAUGGCCUGCUAUAAAGCCCCAGAUCACCAAGGGCAAGACACUGUACUUCUCGCAUGGUUUCUCCCCUGUCUUCAAGGAGGUGACCAAGGUCGAUGUCCCCACGGACGUCGAUGUCAUCCUCGUCGCCCCCAAGGGAUCCGGCCGCACUGUCCGCUCCCUGUUCCGUGAGGGUCGUGGCAUCAACUCGUCUUUCGCCGUCUACCAGGAUGUCACUGGCAAGGCUGAGGAGAAGGCCUGUGCUCUCGGUGUUGCCGUUGGCUCCGGCUACCUGUACAAGACCACCUUUGAGAAGGAGGUCUACUCUGACCUUUACGGUGAGCGUGGCUGCCUGAUGGGUGGUAUCCACGGCAUGUUCCUCGCACAGUACGAGGUCCUCCGUGAGCGUGGCCACAGCCCCAGCGAGGCUUUCAACGAGACCGUCGAGGAGGCUACCCAGUCGCUGUACCCCCUGAUUGGUGCCAACGGUAUGGACUGGAUGUACGAGGCUUGCUCCACCACUGCCCGCCGUGGUGCCAUUGACUGGACCCCCAAGUUCAAGGAUGCCCUCAAGCCCGUCUUCAACUCUCUGUACGACUCAGUUUAUGACGGUUCCGAGACCAAGCGAUCCCUCGAGUACAACGGUCAGAAGGACUACCGCCAGAAGUUCGAGGCUGAGAUGGAGGAGAUCCGCAGCAUGGAGAUCUGGAGGGCAGGCAGGGCCGUCAGAUCUCUCCGACCUGAAAACCAAUAAAGACGGGGCUUGACAUGGGAAAGGCUAUCAAAAUCGGAAGGGUACUUGGAGGCCGAGGCUGGGGGGUGUUCCCGGGGGACAGGCUUUUGUACUAUAUUCAGGAUUCCCCUACAUUAAGUGGAUCUGUGAGAUAUCAGGCAAAAGUUAUUUGCUCUAUCGCUUUUUUCGCAAUACAGCGUGUUCUGUUCAAA